AUGUUCUCCCUUCGUCUCCUAUUUUCUCCCUUCGUCUCCUAUGUUCUCCCUUCGUCUCCUAUGUUCUCCCUUCGUCUCCUAUGUUCUCCCUUCGUCUCCUGUUUUCUCCCUUCGUCUCCUAUGUUCUCCCUUCGUCUCCUAUGUUCUCCCUUCGUCUCCUAUUUUCUCCCUUCGUCUCCUAUUUUCUCCCUUCGUCUCCUAUGUUCUCCCUUCGUCUCCUAUGUUCUCCCUUCGUCUCCUAUGUUCUCCCUUCGUCUCCUAUGUUCUCCCUUCGUCUCCUAUUUUCUCCCUUCGUCUCCUAUGUUCUCCCUUCGUCUCCUAUGUUCUCCCUUCGUCUCCUAUGUUCUCCCUUCGUCUCCUAUUUUCUCCCUUCGUCUCCUAUGUUCUCCCUUCGUCUCCUAUUUUCUCCCUUCGUCUCCUAUGUUCUCCCUUCGUCUCAUAUGUCUCCAAUAUGAUGCUCUUACCAUUAUAUUUGGUGACACGUCUCCUAUGUUCUCCCUUCGUCUCCUAUUUUCUCCCUUCGUCUCCUAUUUUCUCCCUUCGUCUCCUAUGUUCUCCCUUCGUCUCCUAUUUUCUCCCUUCGUCUCCUAUUUUCUCCCUUCGUCUCCUAUGUUCUCCCUUCAUCUCCUAUUUCUCCCUUCGUCUCCUAUUUUCUCCCUUCGUCUCCUAUGUUCUCCCUUCGUCUCCUAUUUUCUCCCUUCGUCUCCUAUGUUCUCCCUUCGUCUCCUAUUUUCUCCCUUCGUCUCCUAUGUUCUCCCUUCGUCUCCUAUUUUCUCCCUUCUCCUAUCUUUCUCCGAUCUUCUCCCCCCCAUGCAGCUCCAGCUAUACUUCAAGCCCCGCCCAUGGCCCCCACCUACUCAUGCAUUGUGCUGGGUUCCCUUUCCCCCCACAUCCCCCCCUUUCCCAGCCCCGCUCAGUGGCCCCACCUACUCAUGCAUUGUGGUUCUCAUCCACCUCAACCAGUGGUUCUCAUCCACCUCAACCAGUGGUUCUCAUCCACCUCAACCAGUGGUUCUCAGCUGUCUUGUAUCGACUGGGCUGCCCUCACUGCCUCACCUCAACUUCUUCUUGCCCUGUUUCACUCACCCUACUUUUCCCCCCAUGCAGCUUCAGCUAUACUUCAAGCCCCGCCCAGUCGCCCCCACCAACCCCAACGCCCAUCUCCUCCCCUCCUCCAUGCCUCCCCAUCCCCAUCCCCACCCACCUCCCCCUCCUCUCUCCUCCCGCCCCCCUCCUCCUACCGGCCCCUCCCCCCGCCCCCCUCCCCCGUCCUACCCUUCCUCCAUGCCCCCUCCCCCUCCUCCCCCUUCCUCCAUGCCCCCGCCUCCCCCACCAAGCGGAUACGCUCCCCCUCCUCCCCCAAGCGGAUAUGCACCCCCUCCCCCUCCCCCUCCCCCUCCCCCUCCCCCUCAAGGGGGGCAGUAUGGGGGGGGAGGCGGGUACAUGCCCCCCCCUCCCCCGCCACAGCAGCAAGGGGGGGGAGGGGCGGGGGGAAUGGGGGCGUAUGGGGGUGCGUAUGGGGGGUAUCCCCCUAGCAACCAGCCACAGGCACAUGUGGGGGGAGCGGGGGGAGCAGGGGGAGGGGGAGGGGGAGCAGGGGGAGCGCCAGUGUCCAGACCCCCACCCCCACCCCCCCAGCAGCAGCAAGGGGGAAUGUAUUCUGCUGUCCCCCCGCCUCCCCCUGCUGCACCUGGGGGGUACCAGCCCCCUCCCCCACCACAGACCUAG
Messenger RNA from Closterium sp. Naga37s-1, 1728 nucleotides. The record is from the annotation of a GenBank genome assembly. NCBI's taxonomy places the organism in Eukaryota, Viridiplantae, Streptophyta, Zygnematophyceae, Desmidiales, Closteriaceae.